UUCAACGAAAAUGGCAAACAGCAGAAAUGCUAUUUUUGCAUUGAUGUGAAAUAUUUUAUUAUUUUAAACUACCUACUAUAAAUAAUCCAAUAUUAUAGCGCACACAAUUAAACUAGUUGUUAUUACGUUUUUAGUUUCUAAGUUUAAAACGAUAAAAAUCAGCGAUUUUCCACCAACAAAUCGUGAUUGGAAUCAUUAUUAAUUUGUUUUUGUUAAUAAAUUUGAUUAUUUUGCUUCAAUAUGAGUGCUAACGUUGACAAAAAUAGUGCUGAUGUUGAUAAUGAGCCGCUGAGUAAAGAAGAAAGUGAUAAAAAGUCGGAAUUAAUUCUUGAGGGCAUUUCAUCGGCUAAAAAUUCGAAUGGUGACACCCAAAUCGAUAGCGGCUUAACUGAGACACAAGGUGUUUUGAAGGAACAAACUAAUGAAAACGUCGGCGACGCUGGAAAAGACGUUUCUGAUAAGAACUCGAAAGCAAUUGAAGAAAAAGAUUCAAAUCUAACUGAAAUCCCGAAAAAGUCUCUUACACCCGAUGAUGACAAAGGUAUUAGUGAUCAUACAGCCAACGACAAUGUGAUUCAAGUGAAUCGUGAAAAAAGUUUGACUCCUCCUGAGAAAGAAGCUGAAGAUGGCUUUAAAAACAUUGAAGAAUCACCGGUUAAGAACUCUCAAGAAUCAAACAAUAAAGAAACAGAUGAAGAUGAGAUGGAACUAAAAUGGGAUGAUGAUGAAAGCAUGGAACCUGAAGGAACCAGCAAAGGUAAACCUUCCCCUAAAACUGAAGACUUAUUGGAAGAACAGCUUUUGGCGGAUCCUUUAGAAACGACCACCGAACCAGACAAACAUACAGAAACUACUGAAAAAACUGAACACUUGGAUGACUCUAAUAAGAAUCCUGAACCAAAAUCUAAUCUGGAAAGCUCUGAAGUAGAAAAUGAAUUUUUAGAAGAUGACAUUAAUUCAAAAACAUUGCAAGCAGAAGAAGAUGCUGUAAUAAAAGAAUGUCAUGAUAUUCUUAAUGAAAACAACAAAGUUGAUGAAGACACUGAAAUGACUGUUGUAGACAAACCUGAAGAAAUAACCAAAAAUGAUAAUGAAUCUUCAGAAAAAUCUGCUGGUCAAAUAGAGGAAGAUAAGUCUGUAGAAUCUCAAAGUACCAAACAGACGGAAAUAUCGGCAUGUGAAAUAACAUCUUUCACUGAUAUUGUUAUGGAUACUGAAGUUGACAAAAUAGAAGAAAAACUUCCAAAAGAUGAGAAAGAUGGAGACGUUCCCAAAGAAAUUCUUGAAAAAGAAACUUCAGAAAGUAAAGAAAUUGAUGACAAUAAUGAUGCUUUACUGGAAGAUCAACUCUUAGCAGAGACUGAUGUGGGUGAAUUGAUACCUGAUGCAGAAACCAUGGAUGCUGUAGAUGAUGAUAAAGAAAGAGAACUAUUAAAAGAGGAUGGGGUAUCUCAAAAUGGCAUGGAUAUUAAAAUUGAGAAAGAUGAAGAGCAAAUUGAAAAUAAGAAUGAAGAUCAAAUUGAUAUGAAAGUAGUAAAAGAUGAAGAUCAGACUAUAGAUAUAAAAGUAGAAAUAGAAGUAAUUGAAGAUGGUUCACAUAAAGAUAUAACAAUAAAAGAAGAAACUGCUCUAGUUGAAAGUAAUAAUAAGGCUAUUACCCACGAUGAAGUAGAUGGCAAUGAAAAAGAUGAUUUAGUUGGAAAUACGGAAAACUCUGAUCGAAGUACUACACAAGUUCAAAGUGAUACUGAAUUAAAAAAGACAAGUCAAACAGAAGAAACUUCAAAUAAUAAGGAACAGGCUGAAAAUGUAGAUGGUACUGAAAAUCUAGUCACUAACAUAGUUCAAGAAGAAAUUUCUGAACCAGUCGCUGAAAAUGCUGGAAAUAAAGAAGACAAAACAGAAAAUCCAGCUAUGUUAACUGAAGAAAACUCUGAAGAACCAGCUGAACAUGAAAAUCUAGACAAAGAUGUAAAUAAAAUAAUUAAAAAAGAAUCAAAAUCGCCUGAACCAGAAAAGAAAACUAUAAAACAAGAAUUCGAUCAAGACAGAUCAGCAAUCGCAGAAGACGUGUCACCAAACAUGUCAUUAUGUGAAGCUGCUUCAUCCCCAGCCCCAAUAAAAACAAAUCACCGCUUAAACAGACCAGACGCAAUGCUAGAAAUACCAACCCAAGAGCUUUUAGACAUUGACGAUCUGUCUUUCGGACUGGAUCGCUUAGACGGUAUGGAUAGUCUGAGUGAUGAUGAUGGUGAACAGGAUACCAUACAGGAUGUUAGGGCUCCAGUUGCAGCAGCUCCAGCUCCAGUGAGAGAAGAGAGCAAUGUUACGGAGACUAUGGAUUGGAGAAGGCAUGUCCCCAGUGAGAGUAUUGAGGAUAGUUUGGAGAAGAUGUUUGCGGAUCAUGCUCCCAUUGUUAUGCCAGUGGAAGAGACUGUUUAUGUUAGCAAUACAUCAUGCCAAACAGAUAUUGAACCAUUACCCGCCUUUUUGACUAACCCCGGAAACGGCCCCAGCACCUCCACCGCUGCAAUUGCAACUAUAGCGAACGAUACAACCGCAACUACAACUAAAGAUACAACUGCAACUACGAGUAACGAUGCAGCUGCAAAAACGGCUAAUGAUGCCACUGAUACUGCAACUGCCACUGACGCUGCUGACACUGAAACUGCAACUGACGCUGCUGACACUGAAACUGCAACUGACGCUACUGAUACUGCAACUGCAACUGCUGCUCCAAGUUCAGCCACUGUUGGCAAUGAAAUGACUCCGGACACUUCAAAUGGAGUUGCUGAAGUGUCAGACAGUUUAGGCCUCCUGGCUGAGUCAUUAGGUCGAGCGAUGGAAGAUGACGAGGAACCGGAGGAUGAUGAUGAUGGCGAUGAUGAUGAGGAUUUCGACCUGGACGAAAGCAGCAAUCAGGUAUCAGCAGAACAAUCGGAAGACUCAAAUCCACCUGCUUUCGAGCAUGAACCAGUUAAAGACGAGGAUUGCAAGAACCUGGACACUCCAGAGUUCAAGGAUGACAUGUUCAGCUUCAGCCCUAGUGAACCUCAGAAUGCAGAAGUCAAAAUGGAGGUUGAUAACGAUAGUUGUAAUUUUGAGACGCUGGAAAUCCACGCUGAAACGAUACAGGAAGACGAUUCUAAUUCUGGAGCUCAUGCUGUACCUGCAUUAGAAGAUGGUCCUGGUACAAAUGGAGUAAAAAUUGAGCCACAACAAGUAAUGUCAGACCAGAUGGACGUAGAGACUGUGAAACUGUCGGACACGUCUGACAAUGAAGUAGAGGAGAAUACAACCGAGGUCAGAACUCAGACCACAGAGCUGAAGGAAGCGGAAGACCAUCAAAAGAAAAACGAUGAAACCCCAUCAAAAUCGCCUAUCACCAAAAACGAAUCACCGAAACGUUCGCCGAGCAAGUCGUUCACACAAUCUCCAACUAAGUUGAAGAAAUUGGAGAUUACCACGCAGCAGGAGAGCAACGUUGUUAAUAUUGUAGAUUUGGAAGAAAGCAGCUCUUCUGAAGAUGAUAUACAAGAAAUUGACAAACAAACAGAACCGCAGCCAAAGCGUCUAAAACAGGAUGACGUUCAAAAGGCGUCAACGUCUGACGUCACGGACGUCAACAUCCCCACUGACAUCGAAGUUAUGUGCACUUCCGCCGGAAACACGUCAGAGAUAGUCACUAAGGAGGGAGAGGUCGUUAUAAGUGGAGUGCCGAAACCUCCUCCACUUAAAUUGGCUAGACUGAAUACCAGUGAAGUUUCAAUUAAAACUGCAAGCACUACUGAACCGAUGGUCAUACCGGUAACACAGGUAAUAGAAGAACAGGUCAAACCUAAGAUAGGUCUAGAAAUAUUCAGCCUGGACUCUGAUGAAGAUGAGAGCUCACCUAAAGAAGAAACUAUACAACCGAGUUCAGAACCGCCGUCAGAGGUCGACAAGCCCCGUCAGUGUGUAAACGACCGUUGCCUCAGUGGCCCCGAGGUCUGCUUCCUACCGGCCAGUCCGGCGGUAGUGGCGUACUACGACGCGCCCAGGAAGAAGAGGCAUCUUGUGUGCCAACCUUGUGCUGAUGUUGUAUUGGCUAUGGAGACGAAACUAGUGGAAGGUAUAAAGAACUUCACGCCGCUCCUGGACUUGGACAUGAGUAAGAACAGCCAGGACCUGGUGAAGAUAUCCGACUCCGAGUCUGAGGACGAGGACCAGGGGCCUGAGGAGGAGAGGGAGAGUAUAGGGCAGAAAGGAGCUAAGUUCCUAGAAGACAAUCUAGCGCAAUACUUCAAUGAGACGUGGAAAAAAUACAACAUGGACGCCAGACUGAAGGAGACUCAAACUAUGCUGGAUGAUGAGAUUAAUAAACUUGAGAAGGACAGCAAAGAAAUAGAUGCGAUGUUGAACGAGUGUCAGGUGGCCACAGACAAGCUUCGCAACGAGCUGUACGCUACCUUCGAGUGCAGGAGGAAGGAACUCACUCCUCUGGUCUUGUUUGACAUGCCAGAUCUUAAGUUCGUAGCUUUAGAAGCGGACGAACCUUCCUUGACGCCGAAGGAACAAACCGAGGAGUCUGAGUCCCAAACUCGACUGGCCAAACGUCGUAAAUCUUCAAGCGACGAGCUGCCAGCCAAGAAGACUGCCAUUGCGCUAGGAUACACGCCAUUAGGACAACCUAAGGAUCCAAAACCUACAACCUCGACAUCAGCGCCAGAUAUUAAAAUGGAGGACGAUAAAGACAUAUCAGUAGUGAAACUAUCAGCGGAGUCAGCCCCGGCCGACCUGCCCCCACCUGGCGAGAUAUCGCGCCCUCCCCUGCGUGUCAAUAUGUCAGUCUACGCCAUGAAGAAUGCCUUCGGACCCUGGCUCAAGGGCAAGAUAAUCGAGAUGCUGCCCAAGAAUACUGCCGGGGGCAACAUGUUUUCUCUAUGUCGCGUGAAAUUCGACCACAAAACCAAAACGGGCGGGAAGAUACUGCCAGCGCGGUGUAUAGCGUAUUCAGAGCCGGCUGAUGUAAGAAUGACUAUAGGUACCCGUCUGAUAGCUUUGUUCAAGGACUCGAAUAAGCGCGAGUCGUAUUACUCUGGAGUAGUCGCUGAAAUACCGAACCCAGUCAAUAAUUAUAGGUAA
Molecule: messenger RNA, 5124 nt
Organism: Spodoptera litura
Lineage: Eukaryota; Metazoa; Arthropoda; Insecta; Lepidoptera; Noctuidae
Biological process (GO): heterochromatin organization; negative regulation of gene expression
Cellular component (GO): nucleus
Molecular function (GO): histone H3K9 methyltransferase activity
Source: RefSeq, a predicted model, not a curated record